Molecule: messenger RNA, 2331 nt
Organism: Clonostachys byssicola
Lineage: Eukaryota; Fungi; Ascomycota; Sordariomycetes; Hypocreales; Bionectriaceae
Source: the annotation of a GenBank genome assembly
AUGUCAGCUACGAGCCGAACUGACCCACAAGAAAGCUGGGGAUCAUCCACAAGAACCAGUGCGGGUGAAGGUGGUGGCCCAAACAAGAGGCGCAGAGUUGCACUGGCUUGCAGCAACUGCCGGCAUCGGAAAACGCGGUGUGAUGGCAGCCGACCAAAGUGUUCGUUGUGUAGCGAACUAGGUUGCGAGUGCUUGUAUGAACAGGCUGGCGUUGCUACUAGUCUUACUGUCGGCAGAAGCUAUCUCGAACGUUUGGAAAACCGACUAAAGGACAUAGAGUCCACCUUGCAGGAAGUUCAGCGCGGUCAGAAAUCGGUCUCGGGCGAUGCUUCGUCGUCCACAGCGGAUGAUCGAGUAAGAGAUGGCCAGGUCCGCGGUCAGGAUGAAGAGGAGGAGGACGAAGAAACCAUGAACCAAGCGGCUUCAGACCAUCUCAUCUACCCCAACAAUGGCGGGAUUGGAGAGAUCGACAACGCCGAGGAUUCUAUAGAUGGUAUGGGGGCAAUCAAGUUCACCGAUGAAGAAGAUUGGGGAUAUUUUGGGCCCUCAUCUAACAUUGCUUUUCUCCGCCAUAUCUCGCUGGGCAUGGCUCGCAUUGGCAACUGGCGCGAGGCUUUCCCUUCACCUUCAAAUCAAGCCCGAGAAGUUUCGGGAGGGAUGAGCGUGUCACGUCCACAUCAAGCCGCCGACGAUGAAGCAGCCGAGAGGCGACAGUACCGUGCCCGCGCAGGGGUCAACAUCUAUGCUUUGCCCUCCGAGGCCCGCACGUGGAGCCUGAUACGCGAAUACUUCCAGAAGACUGGUCAGCUACUACCAUUCAUCCACGAAGAGUGGUUUUGUGCCACUUAUUUUGAGAUGAAGAGGAACAACUUCACCAUGGCCCGCCGGACGUGGCUUGGGCUGCUCAACAUCAUCAUGGCUAUGGCCGCCACCCUUUUCGUAGAGUCAAAUGUAUCUGCAGAAGAAAGAAUCGAAGAGUCCGAUGUGUAUUACCAAAGAGCCAACGGACUUUGCGAUAAAGAGUCACGGCGCAAUAUCAGCGUGGAACUAGUACAAUACCUCCUCAUCUUGGGACAAUACCUACAAGGAACGCAAAAGUCUGUUCAAGCAUGGACUGUCCAUGGAUUGGCAAUAACUACCGCUUUUCAGUUGGGCCUCCACUCUCCCAAAACCAACAACCGAUUUCCUCCCCUUGAAAGCGAAAUACGAAAGCGUGUCUGGUUUGGAUGUAUUCUUUUAGAUCGCACUCUUAGUAUGACAUUUGGACGCCCUUCCAUGAUACCCGAGGGCUACUUGAGGCUUGAGCUACCGGCUCCUACUCUACAAGUCAUGGGUCAAACACCACAACCUACUCCUGCUCCUCAAAUGGACGCCAUGUUCUUUACUGCCACAAUAACACUGUACAAUAUAAUGUACAAAAUCAUCGACUCCUGCUAUGGCCAGAACCUUGGAUUGGAAGAGUUCCGCACCGACUCCGAUCUAGUCACCCUCACACUCAAGGGAGAAGAACAACUUGACGAAUGGCAGUCAUCACUUGGGCCACUGCAGAUGUCAGUGUACAACACACCUCUCGGCCCCCAUGACCUUGAGAACAUGGACGAGGAUAACAAGCUCAUGGAGAGGUUCGUGAUAGUCCUGUCCGUGCGUUAUCAUAACCUUCAGAUUCUACUUCAUCGGCCUCUCUUGGAGAAGUUUCUGGACGACUGCGGGCGUGUAUCAGCAAGCAAUAACUCCAAGUCCAGCGCAGAUCGCAGUAUGGUGCAGCAGCUCGGCAUCAGCAGUAUCGAGACAUGCAUCACGUCGGCCAUGAUUGUUAUAUCCAUGGUUCGUACGGUAGUGAUGUCCAGUGGUUGGCGGCGUGACCUGCUUGGCGCUUGGAACUACUCUCUAUUCUAUACAUUCAAUGCCGGCUUAGUGAUAUUCGCCGCAACACAUGUCGCGCAUGAUGAUUGCAAAACCGACACGGAGCGAUUUUCUCGUUGGAAGUUUGUCGAAAAGUCCCUGCCGUACUUCAACAUGGCCAUCGAAGCGUUACAGAAUCUAGAUCGUGGAAAUCGUGUUGUAGAACGCUGCGUCAGCUAUCUCUCGCAACUUAGCUUGGCACCCUUGGGCUCAGCCUCAUCAGAUUUACCGUCACAUGAUUAUAGCCAUGAAACCACCCAUCCUGGGGAGGCUAACGGAAGCAUUGGUCAUGGAGCACCUACAGUGAGAGUUUCAAACGGUUUCAUGGCCCCAAGGCAGAUGCCAAUGGAAAUCGACCUGAGCGAGUUUAUGCUGGACACCGAUUUCGACUUUUUCAAUAGAAAUAUGGAUGUGAAUCAACACUACUAA